Uranotaenia lowii is the source of this 1331-nucleotide messenger RNA. RefSeq lists its product as uncharacterized. The transcript has 3 exons. Bases 116 to 658 code for a protein of 180 amino acids. The record is from RefSeq and is a predicted model, not a curated record. Lineage: Eukaryota; Metazoa; Arthropoda; Insecta; Diptera; Culicidae.
CAAGCAUGCAAUGCUUCUGCUAGACAGUAGCAAAACGUAUUUAGCUGAGUAAUUGUUAAGUUAGAAGCAUAGUUGUUCAGGGAAAAGUCACUUUUAACGAAUAUUCAACUAAAAAAUGGCCGAGGGAACGUACGAAUAUGAAUGCAUGAGGGCGGAGCUGCUCGGAGUUGCACCGCCAAACAGGCAGGAAUUCGAAGAAAAGCAGAAACUCCAACUUGAAGCUGCACAAGAAGAACAGUUAACAGAACAAAUGAAGGAUGUCGAUCUGCAAGACGAACAGAUGCAAGGUGCAUCCGGUAAGAUGGAUGAGCUAAAUAAUAUUUUAUCUAUGACUCAGCAACGAAUCAACAAAUUUAAGGUUGCAUGUGGAAGUUUAACGAAUCUGCUCAAAUUUCGACCCGCAACUCCCAGUGAGGGAGGCGCCGCCAACGACCCGGAACCGUCCUCCAAUACGAUAAACGAUGCGCUAGAUACUUUGGACACAAUGAAGGAAGUCCAGAAUGCGUCCGAAGCGACGGUAGUUAAAUCCGCAGCCACCGAUCUGGGACAAAAAAUGACCUGUCAGCUGGAUAAAUUGGAUUCACUAUUGUACAAGGCCGACAAUGCAACUUAUUCCAUGAAACAUCAAACAGAUCAAAUGAAAAAAAUUGCCAAGUAAUGCAAGUGGUUGCACAUUUUCAUGUAGCCUUGCAAUAACCUGCAUACACAAUGAGAUGUAUUGGACACGCUUGAAUUUUUAACAUUCGUGAUCUUUACCAUAGUGAACUACUCUAUUCUAUCAGAAGUAUAUUGCUUUUUUAGCUGCUACAACUCGAUAUUUAAGCGCAUAAUAAUCAUAUACAAAAAUAUUAGAACUAUUUCAAAGAUAUUUGUUUAGCUUCUGGGAAAAAUAUUUGCUGAUAUCACAAUUUUUCAACGAAAAUGUACUGUCUUCCAAAUUCUACCGGACAGUGAUUUAUUUGAGCACAAUUGAAACUGCUGCUGUUAAAAGAUUAAAAUGACAUUAUAUGAAUGCUAUUGGAAGCAUAGCAAUACACAAGGAAUUCGUUAGAAAAAAAGGAAGAAUUAAAAAAAUCAAACGCCAGUGAAAUGAUAUGUGAAACACCGAAUACGCAUGUGAUAUUAGUUUGCACCAUUCAUGUAGAGCGAGGGGAUGAAAAGGGACUGUUUUAUUUCCGUUCCUGGUAGUAGAUCUUACAGUAGUGCUAGAUGUUGUUGUUGUCUUUACCUAUAAAAUGAAAAAUAUUGUUAUCAUACAAACUACUUAUUGAUGACUUACAAACAAAUGCUGAUAUUGAGAUUGAGCAAUAAACAAUCAUGAAAAUCAAGAA